CCGUUCUUCGUCGGUUCUCUCAUUAGUCUGCUGCCGUCUCCUCAGCCCCCCGCCCGUCUCCGAGCUUGCGACCCGCGGACAGGCGUCCUCGGCACAGAGAGGCCGGACUGCGAGUCGUCGCCUGAGUGCCCUUCAUCUGAGAAGUUCAAGGCACUUGUAGAACUUCUGCCACACAGGCCGUGGGUCUUGCAGCACAUUUGUAAGCAUGGCUGCCAUCCGGAAGAAACUGGUGAUUGUUGGUGAUGGAGCCUGUGGCAAGACUUGUUUGCUUACCGUCUUUAGCAAGGACCAGUUCCCAGAAGUGUAUGUACCCACAGUGUUUGAGAACUAUGUGGCAGAUAUUGAAGUUGAUGGAAAGCAGGUAGAGUUGGCUUUGUGGGAUACAGCUGGGCAGGAAGAUUAUGAUCGCUUGAGGCCUCUCUCCUAUCCGGACACUGAUGUUAUACUGAUGUGUUUCUCCAUUGACAGCCCUGAUAGUUUAGAAAACAUCCCAGAAAAAUGGACCCCGGAAGUCAAGCACUUCUGUCCCAACGUGCCCAUCAUCCUGGUUGGGAACAAGAAGGAUCUUUGGAAUGAUGAGCACACAAGGUGGGAGCUGGCCAAGAUGAAGCAGGAGCCGGUGAAACCGGAAGAAGGCGGAGAUAUGGCAAACAGGAUGGGCGCUUUCGGUUACAUGGAGUGUUCAGCAAAGACCAAAGAUGGAGUGAGGGAGGUUUUUGAAAUGGCCACAAGAGCUGCUCUGCAAGCCAGACGUGGGAAGAAAAAAUCUGGGUGCCUUGUCUUGUGAAACCCUGCUGCAAGCACAGCCCUCAUGCGGUUAAUUGUGAAGUGCUGUUUAUUAAUCUUAGUGUAUGAUUACUGGCCUUUUUUCAUUUAUCUAUAAUUUACCUAAGAUUACAAAUCAGAAGUCAUCUUGCUACCAGUAUUUAGAAGCCAACCGUGAUUGUUAAUGAUGUCCAACCUACCCGACCACCGGGGUCCUUCUGACACCGCUCUAACAGCCCUCCUCUGCACUCCCACCUGACACACCAGGCGCUAAUUCAAGGGAUUUCUUAACUUCCUGCUUCUUUCUAGAGAGAGAAACAGUUGGUAACUUUUGUGAAUUAGGCUGUAACUACUUUAUAACUAACAUGUCCUGCCUGCCCUCUGUCAGCUGCAAGGUACUCUGGUGAGUCCCUACUUCAGAGCUUUACUCCUUAACAGAUUUUAUUGGCAUAGCUCUGUGAUGGGCAUCCAGUUUUUUUGAAAAUGCUCAUCCAGAAAGGCCCAAGUCCAUGCAGCUGUGGCAGAGUUACAGUUCUGUGGUUUCAUGUUUAGUUACCUUAUAGUUACUGUGUAAU
Messenger RNA from Zalophus californianus (California sea lion), 1340 nucleotides. RefSeq names its product transforming protein RhoA-like. Gene Ontology annotation, cellular component: cleavage furrow; dendritic spine. Gene Ontology annotation, biological process: stress fiber assembly; small GTPase-mediated signal transduction; cell migration. Gene Ontology annotation, molecular function: GTP binding; GTPase activity. NCBI's taxonomy places the organism in Eukaryota, Metazoa, Chordata, Mammalia, Carnivora, Otariidae. Bases 206 to 787 code for a protein of 193 amino acids. The record is from RefSeq and is a predicted model, not a curated record. The transcript has a single exon.